CAGGAUCGAGCCCCGACGAGAUCACAGUUUCUCUAAAUUAUUUUGUAAUUAAAUACAUAUACACCUACCAUAUAUAAACUCACGCAUACUCAUAUAAAACAAAUAGGGCAACUAGAGUAAACAGUGAUUCUCUAAGUUUUCCGCAAGGACAAUGGUUUACAUUUUGAGCACUGAGAGCACACCUUUGCUACUUAAAACUGGCUAUGUGCGGCUAAAGGGAAGCAUACAAAUACGUCGAAAAAAAGAUUCGAACGCAUUCGGAGUGCGGCAUGUUCAGGCGCUGCUCAUGUUCUUUGGCAUGGUAUUCGGCUAUUUUCUGCGUGUGAAUAUUUCCGCCGCUAUAGUGCCAAUGACAAAGCCCUCAGCUGAUGAUUCGUACUAUGACUGGGAUCCCUCCAAAAAAUCGCUCAUAUUAAGUAGCUUCUUUUGGGGUUACGUUGUGGCACAAGUGCCUUCGGGACUACUGGCCAAACGUUUUGGUGGCAAAAUAGUGCUGGGCGUUGCCACAGCGUUGGGUUCUGUGAUAACAUUGUUACAUCCUUGGGCCGCAUCUGGCGGUAAUUGGCAAUUAGUGUGUACACUUCGUGUAUUUAUUGGUAUGAUGCAGGGUACCCUAUAUCCUUCGAUACAUACGCUGCUAGCCAAAUGGGUGCCGCGUACGGAGCGUAGCUUUAUAUCUACAUCGGUAUAUUCGGGAGCGCAGUUAGGUACGGUUAUUAUAUUGGGUACCAGUGGUGCUAUAUUCGAUUCCAGCAUGGGUUGGCCGGGUGUAUUUUAUAUUUCUGGUGCACUGGCAUUGGCUUGGUCACUUUUGUUUUUAUUUUUUGGUGUGGAUAGUCCACAAAAGUCUAAAGUGAUAUCAGCAGAGGAGCGUACAUAUAUUGAGAGGCUUACCGGCAACGGUGGUUUAGAGAGCGAGGGUUUGUCCAUACCGUGGAAGUCAUUCUUCACAUCAGCACCAUUCUAUGGCCUUAUAGCUGCUCAAUCGGGAUUCACUUGGGGCUUUUACACAUUACUUACCCAACUUCCUACCUAUAUGGAUUCCGUACUUAAACUGAAUGUCACCUCGAAUGCAUUACUAUCGGCUUUACCGUACUUCGUCAUGUGGGCGUUAUGCUUGAUCAUUAGUCCCAUUUCGGAUAUGCUUAUCAAUCGAAAUGUUUUGAGCACAACAACAGCGCGAAAGCUCUUUAAUAGCAUUGGUCAAUAUAUACCCAUGGCUUGCCUAAUUGGCGUGAGUUAUAUGACGAGUGAAGAGCGUAUAGAGGCUAUAACAUUGCUUACCAUUGGUGUUGGUUUUAAUGCAGCCGCUACCUGUGGGUAUUUAGUGAAUCAUAUGGAUCUUUCACCGAAUUUCGCCGGCCCAAUGAUGUCCAUUUCAAAUGGCGUGGCGAAUUUGUCGUCGAUAUUUGCACCUUUGGUUGUGGGGGCCAUCGUAGUAAAUGAGGAAGAGCCCAGUGAAUGGCGCAUUGUUUUCUUCAUCACGGCUGGUAUUUAUUUGGUCUGCAACGCGAUUUUCAUUAUUUUUGGCCAAGCGACUAUACAACCAUGGAAUGAUCCAAACAAUUUGUACAAUAUUGCAACAACACAAGCAAUAGAUCCGUCCAAAAUCGCGAGCACAGAACAAACUAUCGAGUCUGCCCUAAGUAAACCCGAGUGAACAUAGAUUUUAUGAUUAGAAAUGUAUACAUAUCAAAAGAAAGAAUAUCGGAAAUAUCAAUCAAAAAUAUACCUCAAAUUAAUUAAUAUCUCGCACAUUUGAGCGAAAGAAAAAUGCUUAAAAUUCACAAAGCUUUCACUGAACAUUGACGACUUCUAUUUUCCACGGUCAUAACCAGUUGCAGUUGCGAGGGUGUGCCGAAAUUGUCCGAGUACUCUCAAUUCCUCCAAAAAUCGAGUUAUUUUUUUUU
Messenger RNA from Anastrepha ludens (Mexican fruit fly), 1910 nucleotides. It is a transcript of the gene MFS12, whose product is annotated as putative inorganic phosphate cotransporter. Bases 152 to 1660 code for a protein of 502 amino acids. Gene Ontology annotation, cellular component: plasma membrane. NCBI's taxonomy places the organism in Eukaryota, Metazoa, Arthropoda, Insecta, Diptera, Tephritidae. The transcript has 5 exons. Gene Ontology annotation, molecular function: transmembrane transporter activity. Gene Ontology annotation, biological process: monoatomic anion transport; transmembrane transport. The record is from RefSeq and is a predicted model, not a curated record.